UCGUGGCCAAUGCGAUUCGCCGAAUGUAUUAUAAAUAUAUUUUAAAUCUUCACUGGAUUCCAGACGGACACUUCACCCCAGCCACCACCACGACCGCCGCAGCACCAUGGGCCGCCGAAAGACUUCGACCAAGAAGAUUGUUACGCGAAAGAAGCAAGUUGUCGCGCGCGUGUUCAAGUGCCCAUUUUGCUCGCAUGACGACAGCGUCCAAUGCAAGAUGGACCGCGACCGCAACGUCGGCCAUUUGACGUGUCGGAUCUGCAGUGAAUCGUAUCAAAGCAAUAUCAAUUACCUCAGCGAACCUAUCGACGUGUACACAGACUGGAUUGAUGAAUGCGAAGCUCUCCAUUCGAAUCAAUAAACUCUGCCCUAACUCACGGAGCUAUUCUUCGCUUGCUUCGAGUCCUUCCGCA
This is a messenger RNA of Aphanomyces invadans, 413 nucleotides long. RefSeq lists its product as hypothetical. The coding region runs from base 107 to 361 and encodes 84 amino acids. The record is from RefSeq and is a predicted model, not a curated record. Gene Ontology annotation, biological process: transcription elongation by RNA polymerase II. Gene Ontology annotation, molecular function: RNA polymerase II complex binding. The transcript is spliced from 2 exons. Lineage: Eukaryota; Oomycota; Saprolegniomycetes; Saprolegniales; Verrucalvaceae. Gene Ontology annotation, cellular component: transcription elongation factor complex.